This is a messenger RNA of Phlebotomus papatasi, 1511 nucleotides long. Its product is annotated as zinc finger and BTB domain-containing protein 11-like. The transcript is spliced from 2 exons. Gene Ontology annotation, cellular component: nucleus. Gene Ontology annotation, molecular function: RNA polymerase II cis-regulatory region sequence-specific DNA binding; DNA-binding transcription activator activity, RNA polymerase II-specific. Lineage: Eukaryota; Metazoa; Arthropoda; Insecta; Diptera; Psychodidae. Bases 178 to 1302 code for a protein of 374 amino acids. The record is from RefSeq and is a predicted model, not a curated record. Gene Ontology annotation, biological process: regulation of transcription by RNA polymerase II.
AGACUUGUCGUGCAGCAUCGUCUGCGGAAUUAUUUGACACUGUAUGUUUAUAGUGGUUUGUUAUUUUUCACGAAAAAAGCAUUAAAGGAGCGUCUUGAAAAACACGUUGAAAAGCAUGAUGAAAGCAAAGAUUUACAGUGCACCUUCUGUCCACUGAGAUUUCUCACUGGAGCUGAGAUGGAGUUACAUAUGGGAUUGGAGCAUGAACAGGCGAAUGUUAAAGUGAUAAUGUGUCCCUAUUGUCCGUACAAAACUUCAAUAAUGCGUGCAAUGAAUCUUCGUUGCCACUUAAAGAAUGUUCAUAAAUUGCCGAAUCCUUUUCAAAUUAUUCGUGAGCUUAAGUUUGGUACCAUGAAUGAAGAAGAGCGAAAGCUUGUUUGUAAAAUUUGUCAUAUGAAGUUACCCACGGAGAGUGCUCUGAAGAUGCAUCAGGACAAGAAGCAUGGAAAGAAGAAGAUUCUGAUAAAAGAGAAGAAGAUUCCGAUAAAAGAGAAGAAUAUUCCGAUAAAAGAGAAGAUUCCAAUAAAAGAGAAGAAGAUUGUGGAAAGUGUAAAGGAAAAACCAGUAGAAGUGCAUAAGAAUGAGACAACGACUGAAGUAGCAACAUCGACACAGCCCACGAGUAUUCUGGAUUGCUUCUUUGAAUGUGAUCUCUGUGAGAUCUUUUUGGAGAGUAUUAAUACCAUGCGGGAGCAUUUUGUGGUGCAACACAAUAAUCUUAAGCCAUAUAAGUGUGAAAUUUGUGAAAAUCGCUUUUCCACUUGGCCAAUUUUGAGGCGUCAUCAAAAAUUAUCCCAUAAGUCUGUUGGAACAUUCAUUCCUGAACGUAUUAUUAUACAGCAACAGCGCAAGAGACGUAGAACUCCAUCUACAUCAUCAUCCAGUUCAUCAUCUUCUGGCAGUUCAACUUCGUCCAGUUCCUCCUCAAAUAGCUCUUCAUCAUCCAGUAGCACCUUGACAAAUGCCUCUCAUCAUCGGCAUACGGGAGAGUCUGAUGUGUCCGUCCCCAAAGCUGUUGUCCGGACUCCAAUGCGUGGCAAGUCUCUGCCGCCGUCUCUACCAAAAAAGACCGUUAGUCUCAAGGUCAUGACCUUGACUAAUAAGAUCAGCGACCAUGAGUAUCAAUGUGACAUUUGCAGACAGAUCUUUGACAAUGAGGAAGCCUUUAAGUCGCACUUCCAGUACCAUAAUCAUCUAAAUCCAUUCAAGUGCGAGCUUUGUUCAAAGAGAUUUGAGACAUGGGUGUCACUUAGAAGGCAUCAAGGCAUCAUGCAUAAAGGUUACCGAAAUAACUGUCUGUAGGUAGGUAGUUUCAAAGAAAGUGUGGAAAAUAAACUCAAAAAUGUAGAAAUUAUUAUUUUGAAGAAAACAAAAAAAAGUCAUUAAAUAAUAAGUAGAGAUUCUCGAAUUUUUUGCAAAGGUAUUAUUGCCUCUGCAAUAAGAGAAUAACAGAUGUUACGCUGAAUUGUGUUGUAAACGAUCGUUUCAAACAUUAUACCAGAAAAUUUAAA